AUGGACUCACUGAAAGACUAUUCUUCAGCAGAGGAAGACGAAGAAAUGGUAAUAGAAGUUACAGACGAUCAUUUACUCGAAGGUAAUGAUAAUGAUGAUGGUGAGGAUAAUGACGGAAAUCGUGUUGCGGUAGCAAAUGAACGGUCGAUAAGAGGUGAGAAUGCGAAUUCCCAGCCCCAACCCAACACUACCAUCACCAGCAGUACUGACAUGGACGCAAAUAAUAACGUUAGUGAUGCCAGCAGUCAGUGUAAAAGUAACGUUGGUGGUAGUGAAGGCAUUGCGUCAUUGGAGAGCACCAAACCUUUUUUCUUAACAUCUAAUUCACAUAAUAUUUCAGCUGAGUCGAAAGCAGAAAAUGAAUUCACAACAUUAGACUCCUGUCUGACUUCACAAUCAGUUGGGGAAACAACAUCAGCCACAAAUGUUAUUACAACAUCACAAAGUGUUCCAAACACUGGUGAUGAUGGUUGUUCAGAUAGUGAAAGUAGGGAUGUGACAUCUGCUGAUGUUGAAGAGGAAACAUUAAUGAUGACAUCAGGUGUAGCAUCGGCCACUUCGAAACUAGCCACAACCAUUAUUGGGGGCGAUAGUGGUAAUGAUAAUGAAGAUGACGAUAACAUUAAUAAAGAUGAUGACAAUGAUAAUAAAUGUAUUAAUGAUAAUGGUGAAAAUGAUGACGAUGAUGAUCCUUAUAUAUCACAAAAACUUUAUGAUGAUGACGAGGACAACUAUGAUGGUGAUGACAAUGAUAAUAAUGAUAAAAAUCACAAUGAAAAUGUCUCAGAAUGUGUCAAAAAUGUCGUUGAUAAGAAUGGUGAUGGUGAUGGUGGGAAUACUGAUGAUGUAAUCAUUUCUAAACUAUCUGAUGCUUUCCCUGAUAAUUCAUUUAGUGAUAAUAAUAAUAAUAAGAAUGAUAAUAUAACUGAUAAUACUAAUGAUAAUACUGAUGUUGAUGGUCAUGAUCCAAAUGAACAGCAUGUUGUUGAGCGAGAUGGUGAUGACGACUAUGAUGAUGAUGAUGAUGAAAUGAUGACUACUGGUUCUUCUACCAUUACUACCACUACUCAUCCUAUUACUACUACCUUUGCUGCUGCUGCUACUGCUGCUACUUCAUCUACUACUACUACUACUACUACUACUACUACUACUGUUGUCGGGGUUGAAAGUGAUGAUAACGCCGAUAACAGUGAACAUUCAUCGUUGGCGAUUAGAAGCGAUGUCAUUGGCCUGAGUGUGGGUGAUGUAAAGAGGAUGGAUGUUGGUAAUAAUGAUGAUAUUGGUAAUGAUAAUGAUGAUAUUUGUAAUGAUAAUGAUGAUGAUGGUAAUGAUAAUGAUGAUUUUGGUAAUGGUAAUGAUGGUGUUGAUAGUGAUAAUGAUGGUGAUGGUGGCAAGGUUGAUGAUGGUGAUGGUGGCAAAGUUGGUGAUGAUGAUAGUGAUAAUAAUAUUGGUGAUGAAGAUGAUGAGGUAAGAGAGAGUAAAAUGCUGAUCACUAAGGAAUCUUCAGCAUUCUCUGGUGGUGGUGAAGGUGAUGGUGGUGGCGGUGGAAAGCCCGCAACGACCCCCAGAAAAACAAUACCAACCACCAUGUCAGCAACACUAUCUGAAAUUAAUGAAACUCUCGUCAUCAAUAGCGCCCAAGUUUCAGCUGAUGCGACUGUCGACACUAAUUUGCUAGUGUUGAGAUGUGAUGAUGACAGCGACGAAACCGCAACCACAACAACAACAACAACAACUACACAGUCAACUUUUAAAGAUGAUCGCUGCGCCGUAGACAACAAUGACGAUGAUUAUUUAAUUAGUGUUGCUCACGAUUUGCUGUCCAUCUCAACAACCGUUGGCAACAUCAACAACGGUAAAAAUUCACCAAAAACAUCAUCGUCAUCAGGUUUGGCUACAACAACAUCAUCAUCGACAGGUUUGGCUACAACAACAUCAUCAUCAUCAGGUUUGGCUACAACAACAUCUUCAUCAUCAUGCACAACAACAAUGGCAUCAUCAUCAUCAACGACAACAACAACAUCAACAACAAAAACAUCGUCAUCAUCAUCUUCCAUCGAAGAAUGUCGAUGUGAUGGGUAUCAGGAUGGUAUCGAUGAUGAUGGGGGUGAUAGUAAUAAUGAUUGUUGCAUUGGUUUUGUAAAAGCCACUAGCGACGUCAACAACAACGAUGAUAAUGACGCUUGCAAUAGUAAUAAUAAGGACAAUAAUAACAACAACAACAACGACAACAACAUUAAUAACAAUACUGAUGAUGAUGGUGAUAGAACUGAACCAGUUAGCAAUAGUUCUGUAUUCAACAACAAUAGCAAAAAUAAUAAUAACAACAACAUUAAUAAUAACAACAACAACAACAAUAAUAAUAAUAAUAACAACGAUGAUGAUGUGAGUAGAGAUGAGUUUAUUAGCAGUAGCUUUGUUGCUGUCAAUAACAAUAAUGGCAACAACAACAACAAUAAUAAUAAUAAUAAUACAAAGCAAGGUAACGUCACUGAGUGGCUACCAACGCCACCACCGCCACCGACGACGACUAUCGCAAAGACCACAUUGUCUUCCUUGUUGAGCUACAAAACUAGCGACGACGACGAUAAAGAUGAUUCCAUCGCUGCUACUUGUAACAACAACAAUAAUAAUAAUAAUGAUAAUAAUAAUGAAAAUAAUAAUGAUAAUAAUAAUAAUAAUGUUAUUAGUAAUGAUAAUGAUAGUAAUUAUGGUGUUAGCCUGGUAGAUGGUGGUGAAAAGGCUAGCCAGGUUGGUGACGACCACGGUGGUACGAGCGCGAAAGGGAAGAUUAAUGGCGACGACAUCAUCAUGCUUAAUGAUAAUAACAAUAAUAAUAACAACAACAAUAAUAAUAAUUUUAAUUAUAAUAAUAAUGAUAAUAGUGUUAAUAUUAAUGAUCAGUCGAUGCUGAUGGCAGGUACGACGGCGACGAGCUCAACGACCUUCGUGGAGAUGCUUCAUAUAGAUGACGAUGACGAUAACGACGUCACUAUCAUCAGUAAUAAUAAUAAUAAUAAUAAUAAUAAUAAUAAUAAUAAUAUUAACAUCAUUAAUAAUAAUAAUAUAAUUAUUAAUAAUAAUAUGAAUAAUAUAAUUAAUAGUAAUUUAAAUAAUAAUAAUAAUGGCUUCACCGUUCAAGCGGCUUACUACUGCAGUGAUAAUGCCGAUGAUGAGAUAGAGCCAGGUGAGUACAUCCCGACGACGGCAGCUGCAAAGUCGUCAGCAGCGGCUUCAGCGGCUUCUACGUUUCUGAACGUCGAGUUGAUUGAGGGCCAGGUGUUGCGCGGACUCGCCACGCCGCAGUGCAGCGAGAUGAUGCAAAAGUACGAACAGCAGCACUUCAGCAACCAGCUGCUGCUAAUCAUUGCAACCAUUAUACAGCAGCAGCAGCAGCUAGACGAUCCGAUACAGCAGCAAAAUCUGCUGCAACAACAACAGAAUCUCAUUGCUUCCAUGCUGUCUGGAUAUUGCGACGCCGAGAAAAAGAUGCUGAGAUCAUCCAUGCUCGAAAGGAACGAGGAGGUCCGGAGGCUGAACAAGGAACUCGACUCUGCCUAUAGACUCAUUCACAGACUCAAAAUGGAGAACGAGUUUCUGAAAAGGCAUCAUCAUCAGCAAGGAAGUUUUCAACAGUUUGAGUUUCAGGAGCAGCAGCAACAACAACAACAACAUCAGGCUGAUGAACAACAACAUCAACUACAACAGCAACAACAACAACAAUUACAUCAACAGUUACAACAACAUCAGCAGCAAAAUGUCAUUACAAUCGACCAACAAAAUCAAUUAGGUUUGCAACAUGCUUUUCAACAACAGCAGCUUCAACAACAACAACAACAACAUCAGCAGCAGCAAGAUGAUGCAUUACAACAAAACAUUCUGCAACAAACCCUCCUAUCAGCUGAUCAGAUCUCAACAGCCACCCUCGCCCCUCAGCAGCAUCAACAGCUGCUGCAACUACAACUGCUACCCGGUCAGUUAGAUCUUCACCAACAACAACAGUUACAACAGCAACUACAACAACAGCAGCUUCAGCUGCAACAACUGCCACUAGAUCAACAGCAGCAGCAGCAACUCUUUCAAGAAGCUCAAUUUGCUGCCACAAAUGCGGCUGACAUUGUCAACUCGUCAAAUUUUUUCAUCGUUUCUCAGAACGACAACAGUGACAGCAGCAGCAACAACAUCCAGUACCAGCAACACUUCAGUAACCUAUCAACAUUCUUACAGAACAACCUACAGCAACACGGCAACAUCAUCAUGCAACAGUUAGACCCACUUCAGCAACAGCAGCAGCAACAACAGAUCUUACUGCAAGAGCAGCAGCAACAGGAGCAGCUUCAGCAGCUGCUAACCCAGCAACAGCUGCAACAACUUCUCUCACAGCAACAAAUCACUUUCAACAUCACGACGACCGACCAACAACAGCAACAACAACAACAAUUACUCUCCCAACAAUUACUACAACAACAACCUCAACUACUGCUAGAGUUACUCAAUCAACUCCCGCCACCAAGUGUGGCUGGUGGAGCCGAUGUCGUCACCACUAACGUUCUCAUUCAGGACUCCUCCAAUGCUAAUCUCGAUCUUUAA
Molecule: messenger RNA, 4590 nt
Organism: Helobdella robusta
Lineage: Eukaryota; Metazoa; Annelida; Clitellata; Rhynchobdellida; Glossiphoniidae
Exons: 2
Coding region: 1-4590 (1529 amino acids)
Source: RefSeq, a predicted model, not a curated record